This is a messenger RNA of Colletotrichum siamense, 3837 nucleotides long. It is a transcript of the gene ams2, whose product is annotated as CENP-A multicopy suppressor protein 2. The transcript is spliced from 2 exons. The record is from RefSeq and is a predicted model, not a curated record. NCBI's taxonomy places the organism in Eukaryota, Fungi, Ascomycota, Sordariomycetes, Glomerellales, Glomerellaceae. Gene Ontology annotation, molecular function: zinc ion binding. Bases 1 to 3837 code for a protein of 1278 amino acids. Gene Ontology annotation, biological process: regulation of transcription by RNA polymerase II; silent mating-type cassette heterochromatin formation; rDNA heterochromatin formation.
AUGGCGUCGCCAAUGCCCGUAGCCCCCAUGGGCAAUUGGGGAGGAAACGGCCAGGCCAGACCAACACCGCCUCCAACGCAGGAGGCCGAGGAGAUGGGGGUUCAGAUCAAGACUAUGGGCCUCAAGGUCACAUACACAUUCGCCGACAAUGGCGAGAGUUUUCUGGCGCGGCAUCCCCAGCUACUGCCUAUCCAAACGGUCCCAAUUGACGAGAAGCGUACUAUUGGUAUGGUCGACCUCAGCAUAUGUGCUCAGGCGGUUGCUAGGUGCAGCCCCGAGCUUCUCAGCGACAGCACCCGCGACUUUGCCGUCUACGCAUACGACUACUCGGAACCGGACGAACCCCUUGUUGGCCAAGGCCUGCUUGGCUGGAUCGUUAAUCACGCCGACGACAAGAGAAUCAUUGGACGUGCCACCAGGAAUCCCCUUUCAGUCUUUAGCGGAGGCGUGAAGGAUAUCUUGGAGAUCAAGUUCAAGUUGAAACCCGUGGCCGCCAUGGCACGACCGCAGUACGAGCCCGAAAUGAAGCCAGACUUUCGACACACCCUUCAGCGCUCCGAGAGCCACAUGAGCGUUGAGAUGCAGCCUGCCAGACCGGCUGAGGGCGUCGUCACGCCAUCGAGCCAUGCCGAGUGGAACGCAUUCAUGCAAUCAAAUCCUCAAAUGGCCAGCCAGCAACACCCUGCCAGAGUUGCUUCGCCUCACCCACCCCCAAACCAACACGAGUACCAGCCGCCGAUGCAGCGCAACGACUCAUUCAACUACAACACACCACCACCACAACAACCGCCGCCACCGCAACAGCAGCAGCAGCAACAGCAACAGAUGCCGCCGCAAAUGCUGCCUCAACUGCCUCAGCCACCUCAACAACAGGUCCAAAACUCUGAAGGACCCAAUCGCGUUGCCCCGACGCCUGUUGACACAGCAACCGAACCCCAGGCCAAUCCACCUUCGAGACCCUCAUCCAGGGCAUCCAACCGAUCCAGGAAGUCAAAGCCUACCGGACGCCCUCGUGGCCGACCUCGCAAGCAACCACGAGCUGAGAACCAAGGCAACACCUCAGGAUACGAAGAUGGAACCGAUGGCGAUGAGGGUCCAGCAAAGAAGAAGAGGGCUACCACCACUCAGGUCAACAACAACAUCAACACCCCAUUUGGAGGCGGUCCAGAGCUAUUGCGAGUGGCAGCUAGCACAUCUGGCUCCUUGCGGAGCCUGAGGCCAGCGGGCAGCCCUGCUGACGCUCCCAUGGGUUCCCAUAUGCUGGAGGUCCCCAGAGCCCCUACACCAGUCCCUGACAGGGGGCCGUCGAAGCCGGCUGGCAAAGCUGCUAAUGGUAGCAAGCUCCGUCGGCAGUCGACUCUGAGCCAAGCUGCGACACCCCCAAGCCAGCCUGUUUUUUCUGAGCCUCCCUUCGCCCUGUCUCCCAGUCAGCAGGAUGGCCGUUCGCCUGUGGAUUCUGAAGCUGCAUCUCCGAUGUACUCUGAAGACAGUCCUGCCGCUAUUGGGUCGUCACCGCCUGUCCCUCGCACAGUGAGCUUCGUGCGUUCGAGCCCGCCAGCUUCCAGCCCCAUUCUCCCCCCAAUGCCUAUGCCCAUGGGCCAACCCGCUGAUUCUGGAUUCAUGAGCGGUAGCGUCGAUGACCUGUUCGAGGAUGAAGCUAUCAAGCAGCUCCCCCAUCCAGUCGCCGUCGCACCAGUAUUCAAGGCCAAUGUCACAAAGGAGAAACGGUCUCGCUCUGGUAUCCCAGUCCAAGUCUUCCAGUUAUCAACUCAGCCAUCUAGCGAAGCAGACUUUUCCAGAAAUAUGCAGCCUAUGCCAUCCCGCCCACCAACUUCAACACCUUCGCAGGAGCCCCCAUUACCUCCGCCGUCGCGGAGCACUAGUGAUCCAAGAGCAUCUAUGGCUCCUCCGCCUGCUCAGUUGGCGGAAAAAGAGCCUUCGCCACAACAAGAGGAGCCGGUUGUGGCGUUUGAAGCAGACGCCGAGAAGGACGUCCAAGCUGCUCCUAAGCCAGAGAACUCGCAGCCGAUCGACACCGUCGACAUUGCGUUGGAACAACUGGCCCAGGCAUUACAUGGCUUGCCUGAACCGGCUCUUCCAGAGCCACAAAAGGCCGCGGAUGAGGCUGAUUUAUUCGCCCGGCCUUCUGCGCCCCCUUCACUGCAGCGCUCCGAAUCCUCGGGCUUUUCCCUGGCUCUACCCACAGUCCCUGCCAGUGAUCCGAUCGGUCCACUGGCUCUGCCUGCCCUUUCUCAACCGGAUAUUACAUCCUUUUCGGAGGCACCUUGCCCGCCUAGUGAUGCGCUACAGGCUCCGAAGUCCCCUCAGCAAUCUUCGAGGACGAACAAGAACUACGUCAAGAAGCAGGCUAUUAGAGAGAAGUUAUUGCAGGCGAUUGAGAAUGGACAGACUCCGAUGUACUGCACAAACUGCGGUGCCAUUGAAACUCCGACUUGGCGGAAGAUAUGGACUCAAGAACAUGAAGGAGUGCCGGAGUUUACCGAGUUCUCCGACAAACCUGGAAGAGUCACGGCUAUCUUGGUGCUCGACCGUGAUGCCGAGGAAAAGCCCACGAAAUACCAGGUCAUCAAGAAGGCGCUGGGCCGUGACGACAACAAAAUUGAGUGGAAAGGACACAUGCUUUGCAACCCUUGCGGCAUCUGGUUGUCCAAGUGGAAGGCGCAUCGGCCGCAAGAGAAGUGGGAGAAGGACAGGGGUCGCCUCAAUCAGCAAAGGCGACCUCGUGGAACUGGACGAGCCCCACGACCGCCCAGAACAAAGAAAUCCGGACCAAAUCAAAUGAACCCGACAUCUGAGGCGUACUUCCCGACUGAUCCUCUUGGGCCUGACGACCAGGAAAUCUCACCGAUGGAUGAUGAGAGCAGAUCUCGAGGCGCCUCUCAAGUCAGCAAUGCCAACGAGUCUUGUGAUCUGUUCUUUCAGCAACCAGACCAACAAGACUCCCGCCCUGCGUCGCCUGGGAAUGCCUCCAACGCUGGCUCUACUCAUUCCAGAGGCAGUGGCACGGCUAAGAGCCCAAUCACGCUUGAUAACAACGAAGGCCACAGCAAUAUGGGCUCAACUCGACGACUGCUGUUCCCCUCUCCACGAAAGGAAGGCGCUCCGAAGAUUUUGGGUGAGCUGGCCAUUAACAUUGUGCAAACCGCACCGGAGUCUACGGCCCCUGCCAACACAGCACAGAAUAAGGCCUCUGAGAAGGGUCCUGGCAAGGACAACAUGCCUGAAGCCACUGGUGCUAACAAGGAAAAUCUCACAAUUCCUGACGAUGAUCUCGAAGAUCUUUUCCGAAGCCCCAUGAUUCCUCGUCCAUCUACGCCCCCUCCUCGCGACACGGCCCCUAAUAAUGGCCCCUUCAAAACGCCCACACGGCCAACCCCCAGUCACCGGCCGAUCACCAGGAGCGUCACUCGAAGCGUUUCUCGUUCUUUGGAUCUGCUUCGGUCUCCUGCGGCCGUUCGGCGCACUCCUACGCGGACACCUCGAUCGGCUAAGGGCCCAAUUCGAAGAAGUCCUCGCCUGCAUCAAGAAGACUUCUCUCAGAUGGAGAUGGCGCUUGAAGAGUACCUCCAAACGCAGCCAAUGGAUCACCAGUACGACUCUGACAUGCUCGAGGCUAUGAACCGAGCGCUGGCAGAGACCAUGAAUGCUUCUGGCAACUUCGACAUCACCAACAUGGAGCUUGAGUUUGGCGACCUGUUGGGCACGCCCUCUCGACCUUCUCCAAGGGCUCGGCAGCAAACGGAUUACGACGACUGGAACACGUGGGAAACCAAUAUGCGCGCUCGUCAGGCCGCAGAAGAUGCCAGACGGCAAUGA